AUGUCGGUCACUACGGUGCUGAAGGCGACGGCCGGCGUAUGUGCUGUGACUACGGUCCUCAGCGUAGUGACGGUCGUAUUCCUGGCCAUCGACGUCAACCGAUUUCACAACAACGCCAUCGACGAAUUCAAAGAAGUCCAGGACAUGGCCAACGAAGUUUGGUACCAGAUGAGACCUUCCCUAUCCGAAGCGGUUCGGUGGAGGAGAGCGACUCAUUUCCGCCUGCACGGCUCUUCGCGAACUCACCGUCGCCAGACAGAUUUCGAACAAACGUGUUUGUGCGGAAGACCAGAUAAUCUAUGCCUGCCUGGACCGCCUGGGCCUCCAGGACCGCCAGGAGAACCCGGAGAGCCCGGAGUUCCUGGUUUACAAGGCCGAAAAGGAAACGAUGGAAUAACUAUCUCUCGUGCAGGCGGAGCCGGUGGAUGCAUCAGGUGUCCGCGUGGCCCGCGGGGACCUCCAGGCCCAGACGGACCUCCAGGAAUGCAAGGACGUCCGGGAAAGCCAGGAUCGGCUGUUCUUCAGGAGGAGCACGGACCCCCCGGUCCAGAAGGUCCGAUGGGAGACGUUGGUGAACCAGGAAAACCUGGUGUCCCUGGUCAGCGAGGAAGAGGUGGCGCCCAUGCCGUGAGCGUGAUCGGAUUGCCCGGUCCUCCAGGACCGCCUGGACCACCAGGACCGAUGGGACCACCGGGUGAGGCAGGUGAAUCCGUUGGCAUUGCAAUGCCUGGUCCUGCAGGACCACCGGGUCCACCUGGUAAACCAGGAAUUAAGGGAGAUGAUGGGCCGCCCGGAGAACCCGGAGUUCCAGGAGGUGCUGGAAGUGACGCUUCGUACUGUCCCUGUCCUCCAAGAGUCAUGAACACCGCAGUUCUCAAACAAAAUGCCAAUAUUGUAUAG
This is a messenger RNA of Necator americanus (New World hookworm), 900 nucleotides long. RefSeq lists its product as uncharacterized. NCBI's taxonomy places the organism in Eukaryota, Metazoa, Nematoda, Chromadorea, Rhabditida, Ancylostomatidae. Gene Ontology annotation, molecular function: structural constituent of cuticle. The transcript is spliced from 2 exons. The record is from RefSeq and is a predicted model, not a curated record. The coding region runs from base 1 to 900 and encodes 299 amino acids.